Mytilus californianus (California mussel) is the source of this 614-nucleotide messenger RNA. RefSeq lists its product as uncharacterized. Lineage: Eukaryota; Metazoa; Mollusca; Bivalvia; Mytilida; Mytilidae. Bases 31 to 546 code for a protein of 171 amino acids. The record is from RefSeq and is a predicted model, not a curated record. The transcript has 5 exons.
UGGUGCUUUCAAAUUCUCCAUUGAAAUAGAAUGAAAUUGUGUAGUUUUUUUCUGUUUUUUGGUACAGUUAUUUCAGUAGAAGAUAUUCAAGACCAGCUGACAAGCGGAUUGUGUCUGUGUAUUGAUGCGAACUAUGUCUAUGCCAGAAGUGACCCUGGCGGUGACAAUCCCGCUGUUGGUGUAUUAAAGAAAGGUGCAUGUUUAAAAUCACAUGGUGGAAUACUGCAUAAGAAAGGUGUGACAUGGUAUGAAGUCCACAUGGCUACUGGGCAGAAUGUAUGGAUAAAUGGAAACAAUCUCAUUGCUGUAAAUAUGACAGAGUGUAUGAACCCUUCUACCACAGUUACACCCGUGAAGAGUUCUAGUGAUCGUAUCCCUACAGCAAGUGUGCAGACGACAACAGAUUUUGAUCCAUUUGCUGGGGCUCUAGAUUUUUGUAUAACAGGAGACGGGAGUUUGAUCGGGAGUGGUGACACAACUAUCCAGAACGGGAUGACAUGUACAUGCACAUCUGGUCAAAUAAUAUGUCCCACUUUAUUCAAAUGAAUUUCUCAAUCAAAGCAAUUUAAUAAAAUAACUGUCUGAACGCUCUUGUAAAUGAAUAAAAUAAAAUA